Messenger RNA from Etheostoma spectabile (orangethroat darter), 1113 nucleotides. It is a transcript of the gene zcchc10, whose product is annotated as zinc finger, CCHC domain containing 10. The transcript is spliced from 4 exons. The record is from RefSeq and is a predicted model, not a curated record. Lineage: Eukaryota; Metazoa; Chordata; Actinopteri; Perciformes; Percidae. Gene Ontology annotation, molecular function: nucleic acid binding; zinc ion binding. The coding region runs from base 69 to 554 and encodes 161 amino acids.
ACUCUUUUAAGGUUGCCGGAAAUAGGUACUGGUACGAAAUCAAUGAAGAAGAAAAAGUAAACUGCAACAUGGCGACUCCCAUGCAUAGAAUAAUAGCUAGACGGCAGGCAGAGGCAAACAAACAACAUGUGCGUUGCCAGAAGUGUUUGGAGAUGGGACACUGGACCUACGAAUGCACAGGGAAGCGGAAAUAUGUGCACAGGCCGUCAAGAACAGUUGAGAUGAAAAAGAAACUCAAGGAGAAUGAAAACCAACCCCUCAGCAUCACCGGACCAGGAACAGAAGGCUCCAGUGAGAAGAAAAUUAAAAAGAAGGCUAAAGAUGGUAGCGACAGCAGCAGUGAUUCAGAUGGCUCCUCAAGUGACUCAUCGUCAGACAGCAGCGACUCCUCCAGCUCCUCUUCAGAUGACAGCGACAGCAGCAGUGACAGCGACGAUGACAGCUCUUCCUCCACUUCCUCUUCUUCCUCCUCUUCAUCCUCAGACAGCUCAGACUCAGAAAGCAGCAGCGAUUCAGAUCAAGGACCUCCAAGGAAGAAGAAAAAGAAGAAAUAAAUAAAUAUGUUGGAAUAAGUGGGUUUUCUUGUUUGUUUCCCUAAGUAAAUUUUAGCUGUCCACAAUUUUUUUUUUCCUCCUAAUUCAUUUUAGUUGGCUGGAGUGGUAGGACACGUUUAGAGCUAUGGAACUGCUUGUACAGUUGUAGCACCAAAACACAGAAUUAGAGAGAAAAGAAUAUUUUGGUUUGGCCAUUGUGUCAUGUUCUGUAUUCGAAACACAUUUCCCGUUACUUUUAAUAAUGUGAUAUUUUGUCAAGUUCAUAGCUCUACUGAGGAUGUGAAUUUAAAAUAUCUGAGGAAACUAAUGCGCUUAUUCAUGUUGAAUUUGUGAUUUUAUACGAAAGUAUAUUUUUAGUCAAACUUAAUCUGUACAGUUCACAACCUCGAUAAAGCCGUACCAUAUCUGGAAACAAACAGAGACAUUGAUGUGAGACCUUUUUGAAAGAUACAGAAUAAAAGUUUAUUAAAUUUUGAAUCAGUUUGAAGUGAGAAGGUCUCGUUGGUAUGAAAUUGCAGUUGCUUGUUCCACAGUAAAAUAAAAUUGGUGUGUUUUUGUU